Messenger RNA from Coffea eugenioides, 881 nucleotides. Its product is annotated as probable histone H2A variant 1. The record is from RefSeq and is a predicted model, not a curated record. The coding region runs from base 145 to 570 and encodes 141 amino acids. Gene Ontology annotation, cellular component: nucleosome. Gene Ontology annotation, molecular function: protein heterodimerization activity; structural constituent of chromatin; DNA binding. Lineage: Eukaryota; Viridiplantae; Streptophyta; Magnoliopsida; Gentianales; Rubiaceae. The transcript is spliced from 3 exons.
AAGCCCAGACACAGCCCAAAACCCAUUAAAAGAACCAUCCUAGUCACGCGCUUAUCUCUACUUCUUUCUAUCUCCACUUUCCGAUCUUCUCAUCGUCCUUCCUAAGCUGCCUCCCUCAGAGCAAGUUCAGUGGUCAAAAGGAGAAUGGCUGGAAAAGGUGGGAAGGGGCUUUUGGCCGGAAAGACUACCGCAGCCGCAGCCGCAGCCGCAGCAGCCAGCAAGGAAAAGGAGAAGAAAAGGCCCGUUUCCCGCUCUUCCCGUGCUGGUCUUCAGUUUCCUGUGGGUAGAAUUCAUCGCCAGCUGAAGUCGAGGACAUCGGCUCACGGAAGAGUUGGCGCCACAGCUGCUGUUUACUCUGCUGCAAUCCUUGAAUAUCUUACUGCAGAGGUGCUUGAGUUGGCUGGAAAUGCGAGCAAAGAUCUGAAAGUGAAGAGAAUUACUCCCAGGCAUCUGCAGUUGGCCAUCCGCGGGGAUGAGGAGCUUGAUACCCUCAUCAAGGGAACCAUUGCUGGCGGUGGUGUCAUCCCACACAUCCACAAAUCCCUCAUCAACAAGACCACCAAGGAAUGAUUCAAGUCCCUUUACUUCCUCACUAUCUCGUCCACUAAUGAAACGUCCUAGUUCUAGUAGCUAUAUUUGUGACUGUUUGUCUCUAAUUUGCGUAGAAACUCUUGUUUUAGUGGGAUGAUGGUCAGUCGUAGCAUAAUUUAGGAGUUUCUGAUGGGAAAUAGUAGUAGUAGUAGUGUGUGUAGGCAAUUAGCUGGAUUUGAUUAUGAUGAGACACCAUCAUCAUUCUUAGUCCCUCCUCCCCAGGUUUUCUGUGUUGAUCUGUGCAUGGAACUAUAAAUUUGUCUAAUAUGCAUGGCUUGCAUUUUCCACUA